This is a messenger RNA of Bombus pyrosoma, 3048 nucleotides long. RefSeq names its product cilia- and flagella-associated protein 70-like. The record is from RefSeq and is a predicted model, not a curated record. Gene Ontology annotation, cellular component: extracellular exosome; motile cilium. Gene Ontology annotation, molecular function: protein binding. NCBI's taxonomy places the organism in Eukaryota, Metazoa, Arthropoda, Insecta, Hymenoptera, Apidae. Gene Ontology annotation, biological process: cilium movement; cilium assembly.
AUGGAGGAGUGGAUUUCAAUGGGCGAAAAAAAUAUCAAGUUAACUAUACAUACCAUCGAAAAUAUCAUAAGAAAGGAAGACACGAACAUAUCAAUCAUAGUAGAACAUAAUGGUGUUAUCUUGGGCGAGAGUAAUCCAAUAUUAAUCAAUGCGGAUUGUAAAGACAACACAAUUCAUAUUAUCGAUUUCUCUGUUAAUUUGCCAGUUACUUUAAAAGAUAAACAAAUGGUUAAUUCAGUUGUAUCAAUUCCUGUACUAAUAAAAGCUGUCCAAAUCAUAGAAGACACGGUGGAAGCACAAACUCCAUCAGAUGAAGUUAAAAAGAAUGAAGUUAAGAAAAAAUCAAUAUUCAGUACAAAAUCUGCAGCACUUCCCACAUCACAGUUAUUAGGGAUAUGUAAUUUCGAUUUGAUGCCAAUAAUAUUAGGCGAAAACAAUUUCUCCGAGAAGCUAAUUUUAGAAACACCUACCUUUUCCUUUGAUGGUGAAUUAAUUUCAUGGCAGAAUCUUCCGCGUCUUACGGUAACAGCUUUGCAAGAUCAUGUACCGAUUUCUCAACCAAACGAAGCAAUGAACUUUCUUCACAUUACCAUCGAGAGUAUGUAUAAUGUACCAGAAACUUUCACAGAAAGUCUUCAAUACAAAGCUGGCACGAUAGCGUAUAUUAAUAAUGAGGUUUCAGAAAACAUAAUUUUCGAUCAUGGUCUUUGGAUGAAGUAUCGAGACAUCGAGAGAACAAAACGAUGGAACAGUUUACGUCAUAUAGAAAAUCGAGCUCAGUUAUCUAAAUACAAAUUGGACUGCGACUUUAUGGGAGUGAAAAAUAAAUUUAAUGAGCAGAUUGACUUAGCGAAGAAGAUAUGCGAAGAUAUGCCACGAAUAGAAUGGAAUUCUUUGAAUCGGUGUAUCUUAUGGGGGAGUGGAAUCGAAGCGAUGCGGGAUCAUAUUAGAAAGUACAAAUAUUGGCCCUUUCAAUUUGAAAUAACGGGGAAAACUUCUACGACGAAAUCGAAAAACGCUUCAUCAUUUACAACACAGUUGUAUCAAUGCUACGUCGAUGUCUCCGAACUUCUUUUCCCAGGCAGAAAAAAUUGUCGAGUCGUAGGACAAUUGUAUAAGUUCAAUCCGUCAGACAUAUCUGAAAAAGUAGGGCUCGAGCAAAAUAUUUUUAGUACAGGAACACAACGCAAAGAAGUGAAAGAGAAAGAUAAAAGAAGUAAAACGUCAAAGAACACGCAAUCGAUUCAAUCGGAAACUGAAACAGUACAAAAAGCAAGUGAACCAAUUACUAUAGAGAAUGGAGAGCCGACAAUCAUAGUAAUUGAAAUAGAACUUUACGAACCUCUGGUCGCUUGUAGAAUCGAAAAGGACUUCACAAACUUAAUAAAUGAAAUGAUACCUAAAUCGGAAAAGAAACAACAUUAUGUAUAUUCUGCUGACGUAGCGGAAGCACAGUACAUGCACUGUAUUCAAAAAUUGGCGCAGGUCCUCACAGAAUGUUAUCGAGAUUUUUGUGACGAGAAUAAAAAAUCGAAUAGUAAAGGAGAGAAACCACAAGAAAAAUAUUGCUUCGAUCCAGAAUCGGACGAGUUAACGUGUUUCACUCAGUACCUUUACAAAACUGGAGUAUACUUAUCUGUACGCAAUACAUUGAGAAUGAAAAUUCCUCUCCUGAUAGAUCAAAAAUUCAAAAUGCCUAAAAAUUUAAUCGAUUCUAAGGAAUCUCAUAAUUUUAUCUGCUCUGUAUACACAUAUUUAGUGGAACAAAUGCAUCUUGCCAUAAAUCAAAUGCUCGAAUGCCGAUUUACGCAAGAUUUGGAAAACGACCUAAACCUGAAGCUGAUAUAUUUCUAUGCUGAAGAAGCUUAUGAGCUUGGAAAUUUCGAAGGGGCUAGAGACUAUUAUACAAAAGUAAUAGCAUCGAAUAAAACUGACCCGCAUCCUUGGACACAAUAUGCCAUAUUUCUUAAGAAAAUAGGUGACAUCGAACGUGCAAAAGAAUGUUGCUUAGAAGCAAUCACUUUAAAUCAUCGACAUGCAAUGGCAUUAUUAGUGUAUGCGAUGAUUCUUUUUGAAAAUAAAGAAUACAAAGAAACUGAGAUUUUCCUCAGAGCUAUCACUUACUUACAUCCACGAUUUUUUGAAGGCUGGACUAUUUUACAUCUUUUUUUUAUACGAACAGAAUACUAUCCAGGAGUAGAUCUUACCCUUCGUAUUGCAAAGAAAUGUAUGCAAGACAAAUCUCGUACAAUAAUACUAGAUCAAGAACCACUUUCUUGGACCACGAUUCACUGUCCCAAUGAUAAUGUGUAUAUGAUGGUUACAACAUUUUUACUAAAACUGAACUUUUGUGAGCUGGCAGCACUCGCGUUAGCACAGGAAAUGGAAAAUUCCGGUCGAUCAAUGCACGUUCUAUAUUACAUGGCAGUAGAACAUUAUAUGUCUGGCAAAUACGAGAAUGCAUUAUCGCAUCUAGAAGAAAUUCGAUGCGAUUAUGGAAUGGAUUAUUCGGUCAGUAGCUUAACGGGCCACUGUUACUUCAAAAUAGGAAACACAGAAAAAGCAAUAGAAUGCUACGAAUUUGCACGUAUGCUAUUUGAUAGACCUGAUGAUUUACAUUUAGUGGAAGUUAGAUUGGGAUAUUAUUAUUACGAUACUGGAAAUUUCGAUCGCGCAAGAAAGAUUUUUUUGAGCGCAUGCAAAUCUUCACCAACUUGUCUAACUUGGCUAGGAGUUGGUAUCAGUUGUUAUGAGUUGAACCAGUUUCACGAGGCAGAAAUGUCUCUAUCUGAAGCAAAUAGGAUUAAUAAUCACAAUGUAGAUGUGUGGGGCUAUUUAUGCCUUUUAAAUAUGACGCUUGAAAGAUACGACGAGUUUGCGCAAUGCUAUACGGAAAUGAUCAAAUAUCAGAAUAAUCUUAAAGAUAGAAAACUGUGGCUGAGAAUAACGAACCUGAUGAAAGCUUUGGAUUACGCACCACCAAAUUUGAAACAAGCCAAUGAGGAGGAUCAUAGCACAGAGGGGUUUGAGGAACAAUUUGAAAACUAA